CACAAAUGAAAUACAAGCGCUCUGUUGUUUGAUCGCUUUAUGCUGAAUGCUUUCUGCAUCUUUCUCCUCUUCUGUAUCUCCCGAACUCCUGUAUCUUAUUGUCUGAUUGACGAGUCUGUUCAGGACCAUACCGUUUCAGUACUAAACUGCGGUUAUAGAUUUAGUAUUUACACUACUGUUGACAAACAACACCAAGUUUGUUGAAACUAUGGGAUGUUCUUUAAGCUGCAGUCGAGGGUCAUCUACAGAGACUGGCGAAACGAAACAUGAGGAAGCUGCUGAUAAUGACGACCAGAGUGACAUGAACAAAAAGUCUUCUCUUCAACCACAGGGGUCGCCCACUGAAGAUGUCCUCUACGCCUCCAUUGACCACAACAAUCUCAAACCAGAAAGGCAGCCUCGAGAGGAUGCGGACAGUGAUUGUGAUUAUGCAGUUGUAAGGAUUCCUGAGAUGAGGACAGAUACAGCCAAACACAAAAGCAGUGAGGACUGUUCAGAUGAUUAUGUGCUCAUGGGCUGAAGACAGUGCAUUCUACUGGAUGGACAAUCUGAGAUACAAUACCUAAACAAAACUUUAAAGGCCUGUUGACCUUUGUAAAAGUUUGAAUGACAUUAAGCUGUUUUAUAUUUAUUUGUAGGUUUUUAAUUUCUUUCAAAAGUCUUUUUAGUUUUUCAUAGCUUAUUUUCAUAAAGUGUGAAUUCAUUGUUAAACACGUUAAAGACAUUUUAUACGUUGUAGCAUCAAGGCACUUAACACAGAGAUGUAAAGUUUUAUCAAUAAUGUGUACAGUGAUUAAAAAAAUAAUAUUGUAAAUUUUGUCCCAUAUAGUCUGUCCCAGUCACAUUUUUAGUAAAGUAAUUUGAUUGCAUCAGAUGGUAAAACCAAUAUCUAAAAGCUGUUUCUCGCACAAAACACAUUUAACUGUACCCGUAACACUAUUUUGUACAACAUUUAAAUGUAAAUGUAGGCUGUAUAAACUAACUGGACCCCAAACCCCAAAAUCAGGGCAGAACAGACCUGGGGCUUGAGGUUCCUCGAGCUGGCAUCUACAUAAAUGUUCUAAAUGAAAGACUGAGAGACAAAGCACCGAACAAUUAAAUAAAACUUUGGUUGACAGGAAAAUAAAUGAUUCUGAAAGUAAUUCUCUAGCACCAUCUAGUUGUCAGAAAACUACGACACAGCUGAGAUGCUUUUCCAAUAUUUCUUUCCAAUAUAGUUUACCCAAGAAUAGUUAAGUAAAUAUAAGAAACUACAUCAAUCAUUUUGUGAAUAUGCAAAGUGUAUUAGACUAAUAGGCAUUAUUUUUAAAUUACUGACAAGCGUUACAAGCUUGCAUGUCUGAACUCUUUAGUCUAUUUCUUAUAGCUUAUGAUUAUUUAAGUAUGUAUUUUUAUGUAUUUUAUUUAUACAUAAAUUGUAUAUGUGAAGAAAAAAAAUACAGAUCUUAGCUCUUCAUGUCUUUCAGAGCAAUGAGGCCCCCUAGUGGUAACUACAUGUAAAUGACUUGACAAAAGGAUUCUUGAACAGCAUGCUCUGUUAAAGUUUACCUUGAAACUUAAACAUUUGAGAAAGAUUUCAGGACAACGAGCUCAACCAUAAAGACUACUAAUAUCUGCUAACUGUUUAUGAGAUGGGCAACAUGCUUACAAUUAGCUGAACAUUUACUUUAUAUGAACAUAGUUUAUUUUCACAAGAUAACUCCUUUUUUAAAAUAAUUCAAAAAUCAUGUUCUUUAUUGUGUUUUGUUGUAUUUGU
Molecule: messenger RNA, 1756 nt
Organism: Triplophysa rosa
Lineage: Eukaryota; Metazoa; Chordata; Actinopteri; Cypriniformes; Nemacheilidae
Exons: 4
Coding region: 209-520 (103 amino acids)
Source: RefSeq, a predicted model, not a curated record